AUGGGGGACUCAGGAGCAAGACGAUCUACCCUGGUGUCCCGGUUGCCAAUAUUCAGAAGAAGUAUUAGCAGAAGACAUGAUUCUCUUCCUUCUUCACCCUCCUCCAGCAACACCGUUGGGGUCCACAGUUCUUCUCCUUCCAGCACGAACUCCAGCUCAGGUAGUACAGGGAAACGCAGGAGCAUAUUCCGCACCCCUUCCAUUAGCUUCCACCAUAAGAAGGGGAGUGAACCAAAGCAAGAAUCUACCAACCAGAACCUUAGUAUUUCAAAUGGUGCUCAACCUGGUCAGGGCAACAUGCAAAAACUGAGUGUAGAAGAGCACAUUAAAACCAGGGGAAGACAUUCUGUUGGUUUUAGUAGUUCACGGAAUAAGAAGAUAACCAGAUCGUUGACAGAGGAUUUUGAAAGACAAAAGGAGCACUCUGCUAAUAAGAAUGUUUUUAUAAAUUGCCUAAGUUCUGGCAAAAGUGAGGGGGAUGAUUCUGGAUUCACAGAAGAACAAACUCGCCGUUCUGUUAAACAAUCAACACGGAAGCUACUUCCUAAAUCUUUUUCAUCUCAUUAUAAAUUCUCUAAGUCAGUUCCACAGAGCCAAUCCAUCUCAUUGGUACAACAAUCCGGAUUCUCACUGGAAAUUACACAACAUCAAGAGAGAGAGCCGGUAUUAGUCAGAGCCACGACUUGUUCUGCGGAUGUAACAGAAUGGCCAGGAAGCUCCUUACAAUCGUCUUUGCUCUCUGCAGAUCUCACCACAGCUCAGACACCUUCAGAGUUCUUAGCCUUGACGGAAGAUUCUGUGUCUGAAGCAGAUUCGUUUCCCCCAAGCGGAAGCAUGGCGUCCCACUGUGACAACCUUGGCCACAAUGAUUCUACCUCCCAGAGCUCUCUCAAUCCUGCUGCUGUUACAAAGACAACGAUAGAACUUAUGGCAAAUGCUCCUCGUGCAAUUAUGUCUCCUGGGAAGUACAGAUUAGAAGGUCGAGGUAGUACUGAGUCUAGUUCCUUACCUGAAACCCCUGCUGCUAACCAGAAGGAAGUAUUAUUGCAAAUCCCUGAAGUACCUGUUAUGGAUGUGAGUGACUCCGAGAUUCACCUAUCAAUAGAUAAUCAAAGAGGAGAAAAGAUGGUGUUACAAACUGGUGAAAAAAUGCUGGGGACAUGCUCCCCAAGGAACCUUGGAUUGUAUGAGCAGCAUAAAGCAAUACCUGAACAUGUUAAAGGGACACAUCCUGUUUCAGAUUCAAAGAUCAUCCCCUCUUCUGGUGACCAUCAUGCUGUUAACAGAACUUCAUAUGGUUAUGAAGCAAAUCCCACCAAAGCUCUUGCGAGCAGCUUCAGUCCGUAUGGCGAAGGAAGAUUCCUAGAGCGGCGACUUCGGUCCUCAUCCGAGGGCACUGCAGGGAGUAGCAGAAUGAUUUUGAAGCCAAAAGAGGGAAACGUGGAGGAAGCGAACAGUCUGCGGAAGCAGAGAACGAGUUCCUCAUCCUCAAAAAUGAACAGCAUGGAUGUUUUGAAUAAUUUGGGAUCUUGUGAACUGGAUGAAGAUGAUCUCAUGCUUGAUCUAGAAUUUUUAGAGGAACAGAAUCUUCAUCCUUCAGUGUGCCGGGAAGACUCUGACUACUCGCUCCUCUCGGGUGCUGCUGUCGUCCUCCCUCCCAUGGAGCCACCCGGAGAGAUGACGAACCGGGAAGAACGGACUGGUCCUGAGCCAUCCAAACAGAACCUUUCCCUGAAAUUAACAAAAGAUGUUGAUCAGGAAACUAGAUGUUCCCACAUCAGCCGCCUGCCCGGCAGUCCGUCUUCAGAUUGGCCCCUGCCAAGUGUGGAAGACAGUGGAGGCAUGGAUUCUCUGCCUUUCAGACUGAUGUUGCAGGACUGUACUGCAGUAAAGACAUUGUUAUUGAAGAUGAAGAGAGUUCUGCAAGAGAGUUCAGAUAUGAGCCCAGCCAGUAGCAGCACAUCACUUCCUGUUAGUCCUCUUACAGAAGAGCCAUUGACUUUCAAGGAUAUAAUGAAAGAUGAAUGCUCCAUGCUCAAGCUGCAGCUGAAGGAGAGAGAUGAACUCAUUUUUCAACUUCAGGAAGAGCUGGGAAAAGUCCGGUAUUUACAGAAGGCAUUCGCUUCAAGAGUAGAUAAAUCCACACAGACUGAACUCCUGGGCUAUGAUGCCCUGUGGAAUCGUACACGCACUGAAGGUUUAUUUAAGCCAGUAACUCUUUCAACCUAGGCUAAUCAUUAUUUGAGCAAUGAGAACUGCAUAUAUGGAGUUUAAGUAAUUUAAUAGCAUACUUUUAUCAAUCCAUGUUGCCUUUCUCCUAAAAUAUGUCAUACAAAAAUAUUUUCAUCUCAAAUAUAGCACAAUUAAUUUUUGAUUUGUACACUAUUGAAUAAACUAAAGAUAAAUUAAGAUUCUGCUUUCAUAUCACUACCUUAUGUUUAUUGUAUUUGUAAAAGAGAAAUAUGCUUUUAUUUAAAAAUCAUAUCUAUGUGUAGUAUUCCACUUGGCAGCACAUUUUUUGUUAAACUUUCUCAUUUGUAUAAUUUGUCUCCCUGUAAUUUUAUUUUAAUGUGACCACAUAUUAUCUGCUCAUCAGUGUGCUUUGAAAACAAUGCUCCUAGUUUCUCCAUUAAACUGAAGCAAUUAGAACUGAAGGACUAAACUAUGUGUAACUAAUUUUUUCUUCCAUUGAUGCCCAGAGAUGCAAGCAGUAUGUCUUCAGAUGGAAUAAAUAAUGAGUUCUGU
Molecule: messenger RNA, 2745 nt
Organism: Echinops telfairi (small Madagascar hedgehog)
Lineage: Eukaryota; Metazoa; Chordata; Mammalia; Afrosoricida; Tenrecidae
Gene: CCSER1
Product: coiled-coil serine rich protein 1
Exons: 9
Coding region: 1-2229 (742 amino acids)
Source: RefSeq, a predicted model, not a curated record